This is a messenger RNA of Effrenium voratum, 2452 nucleotides long. Lineage: Eukaryota; Dinophyceae; Suessiales; Symbiodiniaceae. The record is from the annotation of a GenBank genome assembly.
CCCUUGGGGAAGAAGCCGACCUCGGCUUCGCGUUGCGGCUUGCGGCUUUCCGAUGGCGGCGAUUCGAUGAAUCACACGGUGCGAAGCGUGCAGCGCCUGGUGCAGCUCAGCCCCGAUGUGGCCAAGGCGGACCAGCUGCUGCUGGCGGAGCUGGGCAUUUUGGACUUCGUGGAUGCCCUCUGCGCGCAGCUCCUGAAGCUGCGCCCGGAGGUGUCCAAGAUGGCGCCCCUGCUGCGGGGCGCUUUGGAUACCUUCCUGGCCCAACGGAUGCCCCACAGCUCCUCAGGGGGGUCCCUGUGCCGGCUGCUGACCCCCGACAAGCCGCUGAGUCGGCAGAUCUCUGCGGAGGGCAGCCCCAAGACCGAGGACAGGCGCCUCUCCUGGGAGGGAGAGACCCGUUUCUGGCGACGCCUGGGCGGGCAGGGUGAGUACCAAGGGGGUUCCCGACUUCGGCUGCUGCGAAUGGAUGCGCUCACCAGGAAUUGGUGCUGCUUCUUUGUGGAUCUGAAGGCGGGGCCCUCGAAGGCGCGGCAGUACCGCAGCAAGCAGCGCCAGGAGCCCAGGGCCCACGAGCAGCCAGCCCACGACGACAAGUGCCCCCUUUGCAAGGGCCGUGAAGAAGCAACGGAGGUGCUACGCGUGUGGCCGGAUGGACGGCUGGAAGAGCGGGAGGGCCUACCUGAGCAGGAGGAAGACAAGACCAAGUGGCUUGUACGAGUCCUUCGCAACCCUUUCCCAUACCUACUAACUCCUCAGGAGCUCUAUGAGAAGUCCUUCCCCGGAGACCGGAGCAAACAUGCGGCGUGCUUCGGGGACCACGACAACCAUGCGGCCAACCCGGACGCGGACCACCCCUUGUAUAGGAUGGUGGAUGGCUUUGGCGCCAGCGAGGUGGUGGUGGAGUCUCCGACCCACAACGCCCUCAUCGGCAUUGCGGAGGACAACCAGGUGAUCAAUACUCUGCGGGCCAUGGCAGCGAGAGGCCGGUCAUUGCGGAAGUGCCAGCGCGUCCUCCAGCUGAUGUACUUCAAGCAGUACGGCAUGGAAGCCAGCGGCUCGUUGAUCCAUCCGCACAUGCAGAUCUGCUCCUUGCCCAUUGUGAGCCGCAGCUUGGAGCAGCGAUUGAAGGACCACAAGGACUUCUUCGACGUCCACGGCUGUACUGGUGUGCACAGGCUCUACGUGGAGGACGUGAUUGGGGGCCACGCUGUUAGCGUGGCGCGCCUGGUGCACCAGACGGAGCACUUUGUGGCAUCCGUGCCCUUCGCCCAGGUCCCACGGGGGCGAAUGAUCAUAGCGCCGAAGCGACACAGCCCACGCUUCGAGGACUCCACGGAGGAGGAGCUGAAAGACCUGGGCCGGCUGCUGCGGCUGCUGCUGGCCGGGCUCUACCGCUUCAAGGACGACCCCUCGUACAACCUCUUCUGGGAGAGCGCGCCAACUGAGCAUGCCUUUGCCAACCGCGAGGAGGAGAGGUUGACGGUGGAGAAGUCCUUCUGCUGGACGCUGCACAUCCGCGUUCCCCACAAGGCCAGUGGCUUCGGACUCGCCUCCGGGGUAGACGUCACGAGGCAGCUGCCGGAGGAAGAGGCCAAAGAGAUGCGCACCGCCCUGCUCCAGGAGGUGGCCUAUCCUGUGCGCACGGUCGGCUUCGACGCGGAGCAGCUGAAUUUGGAGUUCCCCAACACCGUCGGGCCCUUCGUCAUGGUGAAGGCUCAGCUGGUGGAGGCCUUUAACGAGUUCUUCACACUGCCGGAGGCUUCACGGCCGGACCCCACCAGCGAGACCAGCUUCAUGAUGGGCCUUCAGCCUUGCCACAUCGGUUUGGAGGAGCAUGACAUCUUGUUCUGCCACUGCUCGCCGCUGCACCCCACCACCUUGUCCGCCGCCAGCCGGGCGGCCGCCGGCAUCCCCAAGACCGCCAACUUCUUCGCCUGGGCCUACCCCGUGGAGAAGAGCAAGGUCCCGGAUCUUUGGCACCUCUCCGGGCCCGAGCGCGCCUUCCUGGAGUACGGAGGAUAUGUCUACUACGACAAGGACUGCAACGUGGUGGGCACGACAUCCAUCAGCCCGACCUCCGUGGGGACCGGCCUCAUCUUCGGGGGGUCUUUGCCCCUGGCGGAGGAGGUGGCAGAUGCCCUGGCGAAGCAAGGCCGGUUCCAGGAGGUGACCUUGGAGCCGCUGCUCCGCAAGGGCGCCACCCACUUCGCCUGGGUCCGUCCCAGGGAGUUCGCCUCCACCCAGUGCCCCAGUGGUGCCUUCGCUUACAAGUUUGAUGGUGGAGGGGAAGCGAGGCCGGCGGAGCUCGAGUUGGUCCUGCAGGUACUUCCCCGUUGCCGGCAAACCUGUGUUGUCCGAGCCCGCGCUGCAGCUAUGAGUUGACCUGGCCGGCCGUUUCCCUGCCUCCAGCGGUCUGGCGUGAGAUUGUUCAGCCACGGGGGCCAUGUGUCAA